GGGUGGUGCAGGCAGGGAAGGUAUAUCCUGUCUGACCGAGGGCGGGCCGCCAGUGCCUGGAGAGGGCAGAGCCGGGCGGAGGCCGGAGCCGCUGCAGGGAGUCCUCCCGCGAGCGAGCGAGCGAGCGCACACCCUAUGGCCACAGGGAGCCGCUGAGCGCGAGGAGACCACGCCGCCGCCCCGCCGCCCCGCACCGCCUGCGCCUGUCCCCGCCGGCUGGCCGCCGCCACCAUGAACCACUCGCCGCUCAAGACCGCCUUGGCGUACGAAUGCUUCCAGGACCAGGACAACUCCACGCUGGCCCUGCCGUCCGACCAGAAGAUGAAGACAGGCACGUCGGGCAGGCAGCGCGUGCAGGAGCAGGUGAUGAUGACCGUCAAGCGGCAGAAGUCCAAGUCUUCCCAGUCGUCCACACUGAGCCACUCCAACCGAGGUUCCAUGUAUGAUGGCUUAACUGACAAUUACAACAACUAUGGGACUACCAACCGGAGCAGCUACUACUCCAAGUUCCAGGCAGGGAAUGGCUCAUGGGGAUAUCCGAUCUACAAUGGGACCCUCAAGCGGGAACCAGACAACCGGCGCUUCAGCUCCUACAGCCAGAUGGAGAACUGGAGCCGGCACUAUCCGCGGGGCAGCUGUGCCACCCCUGGCGCAGGCAGCGACAUCUGCUUCAUGCAGAAGAUCAAGGCAAGCCGCAGUGAGCCGGACCUCUACUGUGACCCGAAGGGCACCCUGCGCAAGGGCACACUGACCAAAGGCCACAAGACCACUCAGAACCGCUAUAGCUUCUACAGCACCUGCAGUGGUCAGAAAGCCGUCAAGAAGUGCCCCGUGCGCCCACCCUCCUGUGUCUCCAAGCAGGACCAGAUGUAUGUGCCACCCAUCUCCUGCAACAAGGACCUGUCCUUCGGCCACUCAAGGGCCAGCUCCAAGAUUUGCAGUGAGGACAUCGAAUGCAGUGGGCUGACUAUCCCAAAGGCCGUGCAGUACCUGAGCUCCCAGGACGAGAAGUACCAGGCUAUCGGGGCCUAUUACAUCCAGCACACCUGCUUCCAGGACGAAUCCGCCAAGCAACAGGUCUAUCAGUUGGGAGGGAUCUGCAAGCUUGUGGACCUCCUCCGCAGCCCCAACCAGAACGUCCAGCAGGCUGCUGCAGGGGCCCUGCGCAACCUGGUGUUCCGGAGCAACACCAACAAGCUGGAGACCCGGAGGCAGAAUGGGAUCCGAGAGGCUGUCAACCUCCUGCGGAGAACUGGGAGCACAGAGAUCCAGAAACAGCUGACUGGGCUGCUGUGGAACCUGUCUUCCACUGAUGAGCUCAAGGAGGAGCUGGUGGCCGAUGCCCUGCCUGUUCUGGCUGACCGGGUCAUCAUUCCCUUCUCGGGCUGGUGUGAUGGCAACAGCAACAUGUCCAGGGAUACGGUGGACCCUGAGGUCUUCUUCAAUGCCACAGGCUGCUUGAGGAACCUGAGCUCUGCUGAUGCGGGCCGCCAGACCAUGCGGAACUACACAGGGCUCAUCGACUCCCUCAUGGCCUAUGUCCAGAACUGCGUGGCAGCCAGCCGCUGCGAUGACAAGUCCGUGGAGAACUGCAUGUGCAUCCUGCACAACCUCUCCUACCGCCUGGAUGCCGAGGUGCCCACCCGCUACCGCCAGCUGGAGUACAAUGCCCGCAAUGCCUACACAGAGAAGUCCUCCACCGGCUGCUUCAGCAACAAGAGCGACAGGAUGAUGAACAACAACUAUGAGUGUCCCCUUCCGGAGGAAGAGACCAACCCCAGGGGCAGCAGCUGGCUGUACCACUCAGAUGCCAUCCGCACCUACCUGAACCUCAUGGGCAAGAGCAAGAAGGAUGCCACCCUGGAGGCCUGUGCAGGUGCCCUGCAGAACCUGACAGCCAGCAAGGGGCUGAUGUCCAGUGGCAUGAGCCAGCUGAUUGGGCUGAAGGAAAAGGGCUUGCCACAAAUUGCCCGCCUCCUGCAAUCUGGCAACUCUGAUGUGGUGCGGUCCGGGGCCUCCCUCCUGAGCAACAUGUCCCGCCAUCCUGUGCUGCAUAGAGUGAUGGGGAAUCAAGUAUUCCCAGAGGUGACCAGGCUCCUCACCAGCCAUACUGGCAACACCAACAACUCUGAAGACAUCUUGUCCUCGGCCUGCUACACUGUGAGGAACCUGAUGGCUUCGCAGCCGCAGAUGGCCAAGCAGUACUUCUCCAGCAGCAUGCUCAACAAUGUCAUCAACCUGUGCCGCAGCAGCGCUUCACCCAAAGCUGCAGAGGCGGCGCGGCUCCUCCUGUCUGACAUGUGGUCCAACAAGGAGCUGCAGGGUGUCCUCAGACAGCAAGGUUUCGAUAGGAACAUGCUGGGAACCCUAGCCGGGGCCAACAGCCUCAGGAACUUUACCUCCAGAUUCUAAGAAGACGCUGUCCAAGCAAGCUCAGCUUGCAGAAGGCUAUAACCCAGUCGAGAAGACCUCAGGCCUCGCUGGAUGGGUUUUUCUGUCCAUCUUGUGCAGUAUUUUGGAAAGGUUCAGAUGCAUCUGAGAGCAAACGUGGAAACUGUGGAGGGUGGAAAUAUUUUUAGAUUCUUUUUUCCUUGGGGAAAUUGGCAGGAAGUGGGGGGUGGGGAGGAUGGGGGGGGCUUUCUUGAGUUUAAGGGGCUUACAUCUCAUGUCAAUACUUUCUGCUCUGAGAAAUGAGGGGUGUGUGUGUGUGUGUGUGUGUGUGUGUGUGAUGCAAGUAUGCCGUCAUGUGCAUAUGCAUGUAUUGUGUGCUUGAGUGCCCGACAACAUAACUACACACUGCAGAAAGCUAGGUAGGUGUGCCGUUUCUUUGCAGUUCGUAAGGUAGUGUGGAGGACUCUGCGUGUCUCCUCCCUCAUAGGCAAGGGGGACAUGUGGUUUUUGGUUAGCAGCCCAUAGAUCUUCAGGUGGGUUGUGCCAGGGUAGGAGUGUGCCAGGACACAGAGGAGCCCUGCAGCCCUCCUGCCACCCAGCAGUGCAUCUGGGCUGACCUCCACCUUAAGAGGCACCUGCAGCACAGGAGGUUGGCUGGAUGGGAAAAUCUCAUGCGUCUGACAGUGCUGCCCUUCCCAGCGGCUGGGGCACCAGUUAGGCAUGGGGUGGGUCACUGGAGGCAGCAGGACAUUCUCACUUCCUUAGCUGUAUAAGGACACUGGCGAGCAGACUCCGAGGAGAUGGUGUGGUCCUCCAGGGCUGUACACCCACAGUGCAGCUGCAGUCUGCUGCUUCUAGGGGCCGGCCAAAUACCUCAGCAGGUUAAAGCACCUGCAAGCAGGUGCAGGAGCCAGGGGUUCAA
Messenger RNA from Octodon degus (degu), 3313 nucleotides. RefSeq names its product plakophilin 1 (gene Pkp1). Bases 232 to 2412 code for a protein of 726 amino acids. The record is from RefSeq and is a predicted model, not a curated record. Gene Ontology annotation, biological process: intermediate filament bundle assembly; cell-cell adhesion; cell-cell junction assembly. Lineage: Eukaryota; Metazoa; Chordata; Mammalia; Rodentia; Octodontidae. Gene Ontology annotation, molecular function: cadherin binding. The transcript has 14 exons. Gene Ontology annotation, cellular component: adherens junction; plasma membrane; nucleus.